Neohortaea acidophila is the source of this 1302-nucleotide messenger RNA. Its product is annotated as nitrogen permease regulator 2. Gene Ontology annotation, biological process: positive regulation of autophagy; negative regulation of TORC1 signaling. The record is from RefSeq and is a predicted model, not a curated record. Lineage: Eukaryota; Fungi; Ascomycota; Dothideomycetes; Mycosphaerellales; Teratosphaeriaceae. Gene Ontology annotation, cellular component: vacuolar membrane; GATOR1 complex. Bases 1 to 1302 code for a protein of 433 amino acids. Gene Ontology annotation, molecular function: GTPase activator activity. The transcript is spliced from 2 exons.
AUGCUCCGCGCCAUCUUUUACGCCCGCUUCCACCCCGAGCGCGGCCCCUGCAUUCUCCACCAAUCUCCCCCGGACGCCAUCAUCUCCGACACCACCAGCAACCACCAACAACAAGGCCUCCUCAGCUUCGCCGACGUCUCGCCGUACGUGAUCCCGGCGCACGAAAUCUGCAAUGCCGCGCUGUCUGUGUGCAGCAAUGGCUUGCGCCUGCUCGGCUUCCCCGUCAGCCUGGAGGAUGCAAAGUACGCGCGGAACCGCUUUGCUUUCAACGUGUGCUAUGUGCUGGAUGAUGAUGUGGAGCCGCGGGCGUGGGGGGCGGUUGUGAGGAAGACGGCUUGCUUCUUUCAGGCUCUGGAGGAGGAAAGCGGGUUGUUGCAGGCUGGAGACCCGGUCGAGGACUUGAAGCUGACUUCCGAGAAUGAGAAUCAUGCAAACUACGCCUCCUGGAUUGACAAACUUCUGCACCAAAUCGUGGACGACUUGAACUCGUAUGGCGAGACUUGCGCAAGGGUUGACAGUACCCAUGUCCUCAACCUACGCUUGCCGACACUCAGACCUCGUCCGGCGCCAGUAGAAGCAUGGCACGUUCCCCUGCUCACACGGCCCUUACCCGAUGCCGACCGAUGGACGUGCGAUCUUGUCCUGCAGCAAAUCCGGCCGCACAUCGACGGUGUGAAGCAUGUCCAGCGCAUCGCCGAGCUGGCAGAUGUCGAGCCCAUCUCCGUCAAAAAGGCCAUUGGCGAGCUGGUCUAUCACCGACAUGCCAUCAUCCUGGACACCUUCCACUUCCAGGCGAUCUACGCCGUCACAGACGCCUUUGCCUACUUUGUUGAAAAUCAAGACAUGGUGGAUGAAUGCUGCGCUUACGUAGCUGCUCCGAGAGUACUUUCUUCGACAUCCAUCCCGCAGUCAUCCACAAUCAUCGCCCUCUAUCGUGCCCUUUCCAUCGGCACAACCUUGCAGGAGCUCUCCCUAUCCCACGCAGACCAACUCCACAACAUCGACAUACGCCGCCUCAUCACAUACGGCGUGAUCAAGCGCUUCCUCCGCCGCAUCCACAAAUACGCCCUCUCCAUCGAAUCGCAGGCCAGCACUCCGCGGCCAUCCAACGGCUCAUUUGCCACAAAUCCAAAUUCGCUUCCUCGAAAUGCAGACCAAGCGUGGAAGACGGCUGCCCUCAGUUCUGGCUGGCCCACGCCGCCGACGGCAGAUACAGCUGCUUCUAGGGCCGGGAAGGAGAGCCACGAAGACCAGGAUCAAGAUGGCUUGCUGGAAGCUUUUCUAGAUGUGAGGCCAAAGUGA